This is a messenger RNA of Pogona vitticeps (central bearded dragon), 2499 nucleotides long. The record is from RefSeq and is a predicted model, not a curated record. Lineage: Eukaryota; Metazoa; Chordata; Lepidosauria; Squamata; Agamidae.
CUGGGGUUCCUUCAAAUGUUGCUUUUAGGCGGCUUUUCAGAGAAGAAUUACGAAUGGAGCUCGGAGGAAGAGGAAGCCGAGAAGAAAGCCAGACCGGUGCAGAUCCUCAUCGUGAAGGACGACCACACUUUUGAACUGGAUGAAGGGGCCCUCAACCGCAUCCUCCUCUCGGAAGCCGUCCGCGAUCAGGAGGUGGUCGCCGUCUCUGUGGCCGGAGCUUUCCGGAAGGGGAAGUCGUUCCUGAUGGACUUCAUGCUGAGAUACAUGUACAACAUGGAGUCCGUGGAUUGGGUCGGGGACUACAAUGAGCCACUGACGGGCUUUUCCUGGCGUGGUGGGUCGGAGCGGGAGACCACGGGCAUCCAGAUCUGGAGUGAACUCUUUCUGGUGGACAAGCCAGAUGGAAACAGGGUGGCUGUGCUUCUAAUGGACACUCAGGGGACCUUUGACAGCCAGUCGACGCUGCGAGAUUCGGCCACCGUCUUCGCUCUCAGCACCAUGAUCAGCUCCAUCCAGGUGUACAAUUUGUCACAGAAUGUCCAGGAGGACGACCUCCAGCAUCUGCAGCUCUUCACAGAAUACGGGCGGCUGGCCAUGGAGGAAACUUUUCUGAAGCCCUUCCAGUCCCUCAUAUUCCUUGUCCGUGACUGGAGCUUUCCUUACGAGUUUUCUUACGGGGCCGACGGGGGAUCCAAGUUUUUGGAAAAGCGCCUCAAGGUCUCGGGAAACCAGCACGAGGAGCUGCAGAACGUCCGAAAGCACAUCCAUUCCUGUUUCACGAACAUCGCCUGCUUCCUUUUACCUCACCCGGGCUUGAAAGUCGCCACCAAUCCCAACUUCGAUGGGAAGCUCAAAGAAAUUGAUGACGAUUUCAUCCGUAACCUGAAGGUGCUGAUUCCCUGGCUCCUCAGCCCGCAAAGCCUGGAGGUCAAGGAGAUCAACGGGAAUAAAAUCACCUGCCGAGGCCUUGUGGAAUAUUUCAAGGCCUAUAUUAAGAUCUACCAAGGAGAAGAACUGCCACAUCCCAAAUCAAUGUUGCAGGCGACCGCCGAAGCCAACAACCUGGCCGCUGUUGCCACAGCGAAGGAUACGUAUAACAAAAGGAUGGAAGAGGUGUGCGGGGGCGACAAGCCCUUCCUGGCCCCCAGCGACCUCCAGAACAGACACCUGGAGCUCAAGGAGGAGGCGGUGAAGCAGUUCCGCAGCGUGAAGAAGAUGGGUGGUGAGGAGUUCAGCCGGCGGUACCUCCAGCAACUGGAGGCCGAGAUCGACGAGCUCUACGUCCAGUACAUCAAGCACAACGACAGCAAGAACAUCUUCCACGCGGCCCGCACCCCGGCCACCCUCUUCGUGGUGAUCUUCAUCACCUACGUCAUCGCGGGUGUGACCGGCUUCGUCGGGCUGGACAUUGUGGCCAGCCUCUGCAACAUGAUCAUGGGCCUGACCCUCAUCACCCUCUGCACCUGGGCCUACAUUCGCUACUCGGGGGAGUACCGGGAGCUGGGGGCCGUCAUCGACCAGGUGGCCGCCGCCCUCUGGGACCAGGGAAACACAAACGAGGCUUUGUACAAACUUUACAGCGCGGCAGCCACCCACCGACACCUAUACCACCACGCGUUCCCCGCAGCACAGAAGACAGAACCCACGGAUGGCGCGGAAAAAAAGGCCAUGUAACGCAGGUGCUUUCCAGAGAGGUGCAUGAAAACACAUCGUCGUUAAAACAUGUUAAUUAUUUUUGCAUCCCCCUACAUAAGCCUCUGACAUUCUUCAGAGUGGAAGACAGAGGAAGCUGAUAACCCAUUCACUUGUACCAAUGGCUUAAGUGUGGCUGCUUUAAUUUGGGCCGUGCCCUGCUUGAAAAAGGGGUGGGGGACCAGUCAGCAUGGCUGUCGUUUUUCUUUAUAAUGCACUGACUUAAAUUUUGCCGCAAGACACCAUGGUUCCCCCUCAAAUCCUCUUGCUUGGUUUCGGGACGGAGGCUUAGAGCCAGAGAAAGCGGUGGCCACUGUUUGGACAAAGGGCUUCUCUCCCUUCUAAGGACAGGGUCCAGCCACCCAAAAACUGAGCACCUGGCCAAGGCAGCUGCUAGCCACCCUCCCCGCCCUCUGCCCCAGCUGGACUUCUUUGGGUCCAAGUCCCCCCCCAAGCUGUUUAUAGGACUGCAGGCUUCCUCAGCAGAAAACACUCACUUUGUGGUUCAAGAGGGACCAACGUCUCGUGACCUUCUCCAAUUUGCGCACAACAAUUUUUGAGUUAACACACACACUUUUCUCCUGCCAGCUGUGAAUGACAAUUUACUCACUUUAAAGGAUUGCCUUCGCUGAAGCUGCAAGGAAUAUUUCUUUUGCUCUGGUAUGUUAAAAAGAUGGAAAAGUUCCUCUCUUUUUUUGUACAUGUAUUUGAGAGUUUCACAGUAUAUAUAUUUUUGUUUAGUGCAUAAAGAAGUGUGCCUAGUUUUUAUUAUUUUAUUGUCAAUUAAAAGUUUGGUUCCUAAGACAA